AAGCGGCAGUGGUAAACAGAGCUGUCAAACAACAUCAUCGACGCCAUUUCGACAACAGCCUUAAAAUGGCAGCAAAAUGCAGAGCGAUGAUCCCUCUUCACUAAAUAAGAAGCGACGCGAUCGCGAAUUCAAACGCGCUUUAACGGACUUUCGCGCCGAGAAGAUGGACAUCAGCACGGCCGUGUUUAACGCGGCGAGAGACGGAAAACUGAAACUCAUCCAGAAGUUGCUGAGCAACAAGAGCGCGGAGGAGCUGGAGGCUCUGGCUGAGGAGAAGACGCAGGGCGGCACGCCACUGCUCAUCGCGGCGCGCUACGGGCACCUGGAGGUGGUGGAGUAUCUGCUGGAGCACUGCAGGGCCGGCGUGGAGAUCGGGGGAUCUGUUAACUUUGACGGUGAGACGAUCGAGGGCGCUCCGCCGCUGUGGGCCGCGUCGGCCGCCGGGCACCUGCCGGUGGUGAAGUCUUUACUGUGUCACGGGGCCUCCGUCAACAACACCACCCUCACCAACUCCACCCCGCUGCGGGCCGCCUGCUUCGACGGGCACCUGGAGAUCGUGCGCUACCUGGUGGAGCACCACGCUGACAUGGAGGUGGCAAACCGGCACGGGCACACCUGCCUGAUGAUCUCCUGCUACAAGGGCCACAGAGACAUCGCUAAGUUCCUCCUGGAGCGCGGAGCCGACGUCAACCGCAAGAGCGUGAAGGGCAACACGGCUCUGCACGACUGUGCCGAGUCCGGGAGCCUGGAGAUCAUGAAGAUGCUCCUGAAGUGCGAGGCGCGCAUGGAGCGUGAUGGCUACGGGAUGACUCCGCUGCUUGCCGCUAGCGUCACCGGACACACCAACAUCGUGGAGUAUCUGGUGCACCAGCCGCGGCCGAGCAGGGAGGAGCGCGUCGACGCGCUGGAGCUCCUCGGAGCCACAUUCGUGGACAAGAAGCGCGAUCUGCUGGGCGCGAUGCGCUACUGGCGGAGAGCGAUGGAGCUGCGGACGGCGGGCGAGAAGGCGGGCGGCUACUUGGCGAAACCGGCUCCGGGGCCACCGGUGCCAGCGUACGAGUGUGCGCGUGAGGUUAGCACUGCAGAUGAGCUGGAGGCACUAAUCACGGAUCCGGACGAGAUGCGCAUGCAAGCGUUGCUAAUCCGCGAGCGCAUCCUCGGGCCGUCGCACCCGGACACCUCCUACUACAUCCGCUACCGUGGCGCCGUCUACGCCGACUCGGGGAACUUCCAGCGCUGCAUUAGCCUGUGGAAGUACGCGUUAGACAUGCAGCAGAGCAACCUGGACCCGCUUAGCCCGAUGACGGCUAGCAGCUUCCUCUCGUUCGCCGAGCUCUUCUCCUUCGUGCUGCAGGACCGCGCUAAAGGCACGCUGUGCACCCGCGUCACCUUCCAGGACCUGAUGGGUGUGCUAGGGAAGAGCGUGCGCGAGGUGGAGCGCGCAGUAGCGCAGCGCGACAGUCCGCCGGAGGCACCGCAGUUCACCAAAGCGCUGUCCAUCAUCCUACACCUGCUGUUCCUGCUGGAGAAGCUGGACUGCGCUCCGGAGCAGGAGCACCUCAAGCGGCAGACCGUGUACCGGCUGCUAAAGCUAAACCCGCGCGCGCGGAGCGGCUACACACCGCUGCACAUGGCCGUGGACAAGGACACCACGUCAGUGGGGCGCUACCCAGUCGGGCGCUUCCCGUCGCUAGCCGUGGCUAGCCUGCUACUAGAGUGCGGGGCGGACGUUGACUCACGCGACUGCGAGAACAACACACCACUACACGUAUCCGCUGCUAACGGCUGCCCCGAGAUCAUGGCGGCGCUAAUCCGAGCCGGCGCUCACUUCGACGCCACCAACGCGCAGCACAAGACGGCGUACGAGCUGCUGGACGAGCAGAGCAGCGGACGACACGCACUACACCCGCUAAGCUACGUCACGCUACAGUGCCUAGCUGCGCGAGCCAUCGAGAAACACAGACUUCCCUACAAAGGGCUGAUCUCAGAGGAGAUGGAGGCGUUCAUCGAGCUGCACUGACACACACGCUACUACGCACACGAUCCAUGCAAUAAUCCCGGCGUUAGCGCGCGGAGUCAGAGAUAGCGCUGGGACGAGCCGCGGACACCAGCCCUGGUCUCUGAUUGGUUGCUAUUCUUUGAUUGACAGGGCUUAAUGGGUCCGAUGCAAAUUGAAAUGCAAAAGCAAAACGUUUUCUAUCAGACUCCAGUAAUGUCAUGACGUGUUCAUCUUCCCGUCGGCGAUCCUGAUCCUGAAGGACUCGGUGCCAAAACUAGCCUUACAUCAUCAUCUUUUCUAACGUGUGAUUUUAAUGUUUUUAUUGAAUGACUGGCACAGUGUUUUCUUUCAUCUGGGGAGUGACUGUAAUAUAUUUAACUCUGCACUUUAUCCACCCGUCAGCUGUUUAUGAAUUGCUGGCGUUACAUUGAUAUCUAUGCAGUUUAUGAGCGGAGGAGCGCUGGAGGGGCAGAG
Rhinichthys klamathensis goyatoka is the source of this 2473-nucleotide messenger RNA. It is a transcript of the gene fem1a, whose product is annotated as fem-1 homolog a. Lineage: Eukaryota; Metazoa; Chordata; Actinopteri; Cypriniformes; Leuciscidae. Bases 77 to 2020 code for a protein of 647 amino acids. Gene Ontology annotation, molecular function: protein binding. The transcript has a single exon. The record is from RefSeq and is a predicted model, not a curated record.